AUGACGACCUUAGCUUGGAACUGCCGAGGGCUUGGGAUCCCUCAGUCAGUUCAAGCUCUCAAAGAUCUUGUGAGAGCAAAAGAUCCCAUGUUGGUCUUUGUUAUGGAGACGAAGGCAAGCAUUAGUCAGAUGAAGAAGCACAAGAAUAAGAUAAACCAGCACCUACAAGCUUUAAUCGUCCCAAGUGAUGGCAAAAGUGGAGGCUUAGCCCUCUUGUGGAAAGAAAACGUUGAUGUCAGAGUCCAAAGCUAUUCCCAUUCCCACAUAGAUGCCAUUGUUCAUGAUCCAAGCGUGAAUUCUACUUGGCGUGCUACCGGCUUUUAUGGUCACCCUGAUGCUGCUCAACAAAAAUGUGGAGGGGUUGAAAGAGAUGCAAAUCAGAUGGAUGCUUUUCGAAACGCCUUAGACAAUUGUGAUCUUCGGGAUUUGGGUUUUGUUGGACAACGUUUUACUUGGUGCAAUGGCAGGAUUGGUGAUCAACGCACUCUGAUUAAUGAGAAGCAAACAAGCCUCCAGUGUCUAGAAAAUUGUAACACUCUCCAUGAAGAUGUUGUCAACAUUCAAAGUCUGCGAAGAGAGAUUAAUGAGCUCCUUGAGCGUGAGUCUGCAAUGUGGAAGCAGAGAUCAAAGUCAUUCUGGCACCAAAAUGGGGAUAGAAAUACCAGAUUUUUUCACACGAUUGCCUCCCAAAGACGACAGAAAAACAGAAUCACUGGGUUAGAAGAUAGCAAUGGAGUGUGGCAGGGUGAUGAAGAAAACAUCCAGAGCAUCAUUUUAAACUACUUCUCUUCCAUCUAUCAGAUUGACCAGCCUUCACAGUUCAAUCCAGUUGUUGAAGCAGUGGAGAGAAAAGUAACAAAUGAGAUGACCAGUUUCCUUCUCCAGUCUUUCCAUCCUGAUGAGGUUCGGAAUGCGCUCUUUCAAAUGCAUCCCACCAAAUCCCCAGGCCCGGACGGUAUGCCUCCACUCUUUCUUCAAAAUUAUUGGAGUAUUGUUGGUCAGAAUAUAACUGAGUGUGUGUUAAAUAUCUUGAAUACUAGUGUUAUGCCUCCUAAAUUCAACGAUACUCAUAUCUGCCUUAUCCCAAAAACAAAAAAUCCCCAAAAAAUCACUGAAUACCGCCCCAUAAGUCUAUGCAAUGUGGUCUAUAGAGUCUUAGCCAAAGUUCUAGCAAAUCGCCUGAAGAAAAUCCUGCCUGAGAUUGUUAGUGAAGCACAAAGUGCCUCUGUCCUUGGGAGACUCAUCACAAACAACAUAUUAAUUGCCUUUGAGACAAUGCACCAUAUCAAACAGAGAAGAAAGGGUAAGGAAGGUCUCAUGGCAAUCAAGUUAGACAUGAGCAAAGCAUUUGAUAGAGUAGAAUGGGAAUGUUUAGCUAGGGUAAUGCAGAAAAUGGGAUUUCAUGACCGGUGGAUUUCCAUUAUCAUGAUGUGCAUAACUUCUGUCUCUUAUUCUGUACUAAUCAAUGGGGAACCGAAUGGCGAAAUUAUUCCUUCUCGGGGUAUUCGCCAAGGGGACCCGUUAUCGCCAUUCCUAUUUUUGUUAUGUGCAGAAGGCCUUUCGGCAAUGCUCCAAAGAGAAGAGAGGUUGGGGAAUAUUAAGGGGAUCUCUAUUUGCUGGGGUGCCCAGCGUUUGUCUCAUUUGUUUUUUGCAGACGAUAGCAUCAUUUUUUGUCGAGCCAAUAUGAGGGAAUGUCAGCAAGUAUGGGAUAUUCUCCAUGACUAUGAGGCUGCAUCUGGGCAGAAAAUCAACAAGGAUAAAACUUCCCUUUUCUUCAGCAAGAACACCGGGAUUCCUACUCAAGCUGAAAUAAAAAAUAAUUUUGGUGCCCAAGUAAUCAAGCAACAUGAAAGAUACCUAGGCCUUCCAUCCUUAAUUGGCCAUGGAAAAAAGAAGGCUUUUAAUAGGAUUAAGGAUCAGCUUGGCCGAAAAAUUGCUAGCUGGAAGGGAAAGCUGUUGUCCUUGGCUGGCAAAGAAGUCCUCAUCAAGGCAAUUGCCCAGGCCAUUCCCACAUAUACAAUGAGUUGCUUCAAGUUGCCUGACUCGCUCUGCAAAGAACUCAACUCUAUGAUCAGCAAAUUUUGGUGGGGACAAAAAUCUGAUGAGCAAAAAAUUUCUUGGGUCUCUUGGGAUAAGUUGUGUAAAUCCAAAGAUAUGGGCGGCAUGGGGUUUAGAGAUCUAAAAGCCUUCAACCUAGCUUUCCUAGCUAAGCAAGGUUGGCGCCUCCUCCAAAACAAAAAUUCUCUUUUCCACCAUGUUUUCCAUGCCAAGUACUUUGCUGGCAGGUCUUUCCUUGAAGCUCAACUCAGCAAAAGACCAUCUUUUGCUUGGCGGAGCAUUUUGGUUGCUAAAAGCGUGGUGGAAGAUGGAAUUAGAUGGUCUGUUGGAAAUGGAGACAAAGUGAAGAUAUGGAGUGACAAGUGGAUCCCCAACCCCGAAACCUACAAGGUCUUGACUCCUAUAAACCCCCUAAUGUAUAAUGAGAAAGUUUCUACUCUAAUUGAUAAAGAAAGAGCCGUGUGGAAAUCUGAGUUGGUUAUUUCCAUUUUUCUUCCCCAUGAGGCUUCAACUGUUUUGGCUAUCCCUCUAAGCUCCACUCUCCCUGAGGACCAUAGAGUAUGGUCUGGUACAGACAAUGGGGUGUUCUCAGUCCGAAGUGCCUACCAUCUCAGAGACCGUAAGAUUCCAGUGGAUGUGGAGUGCGACUUGUGUGAAGGCGUGGAAACAGCAGGUCAUACCUUUUGGAGUUGUGAUAUUGCAGCAGCAGUUUGGCAAAUGGCAAAUGUCAAAGCCCCUGGCCUCAUGACCAGCCCACCAAACUUCAUGGACCUAUUUUGUUGCGUAAUGGAGGCCAAACCAGCCCAAGACCUUGAAGCUUUCGCAACAACGGCUUGGUUCCUUUGGAAUAAUCAAAAUGCAGUGUGUCACAGGGAAACUAGUAGAACGGCCUUGCAAAUUUUUGAGGCUUCAAGAAUCUACUUGGCGGAGUUCCAAACCCACUGUGUUUCUUCUAAUGCCCCUCAGCCCCACGUCCUUACUCUUUGGAAACCUCCUCCACCAGGUUGGUACAAGACAAAUGUUGAUGGGGCUGUCUUCAAGGAACGGAGUCAGUGUGGGAUAGGAGUGGUGGUUCGGAACGAUAAAGGCCAAAUAAUGGGAGCUCUUAGCAAAACACUCCCAUACCUGUUAGGAGCUCUAGACGUCGAAGCCAAAGCUGCUGAGAUUGGCAUAAUUUUCUCCUGGGAGUUGGGCCUUAGGGAGAUUAUUCUUGAAGGGGAUUCCCAAAUUGUUAUGAAUGCCAUUGCUAGCCAUGAUCCGGGUCCUAUUCAGAUCCAACAACUUGUUACUGGUAUAAAGUCUUGGGUGCCAAAGUUUAGAGCUUGGAAGACAUCCUUCACGCGUAGAGAAGGGAACAAGGCAGCUCACCUCAUGGCUAAACAUGCCAAACUGAUUUCUGAAUGUACUAUUUGGGUGGAAGAUACUCCCCCUAUAAUUAUGUCUCAAGUCCUUAAUGAUGUAUUUGAUUUGGGUUUCAGCCCAGUUUAA
Molecule: messenger RNA, 3546 nt
Organism: Quercus lobata
Lineage: Eukaryota; Viridiplantae; Streptophyta; Magnoliopsida; Fagales; Fagaceae
Exons: 4
Coding region: 1-3546 (1181 amino acids)
Molecular function (GO): nucleic acid binding; RNA-DNA hybrid ribonuclease activity
Source: RefSeq, a predicted model, not a curated record